AAACAAAUAGAAACCGGAAGGGUAUUCUCGUAUUUCAGAAAAACCCGCCGCGUGGGUUCGACGGUUACGACUCUCUCAACUUCAUUCAUUCAUUUGAAAAAAACUCACUUUUCUCCUUUUAAUUCUCUCUUCCUCUUUCUAAGAAACCGAACCAAAAAAAAAAAAACCCAACUAAAAACUUAGUCUUUUGUCUUCACAAAAUGGGAGAUUGUAGACCUCUAGGUUUCUUAAUAGGACUACCAUUUGCUCUUGUUGCUCUCGUUCUCGCCCUCGUUGGUGCUGUUAUCUGGAUCAUUGGGACGGUAUUGAGUUGUUUGUGCCCAUGUUGCUUCUGUUUCGCUGCGCUGGCUAACUUCGCCGUUGAUCUCAUCAAACUUCCUAUCAAAGUCCUCCGUUGGUUUACCCACUCCAUUCCUUGUUAACAAAACCACUUGUUGUAUUUCUUUCUUAAUUUAUCACUAAUUAUUUGUUUUAUUCCUUCUCGUUUUCAUGUAAUUUUCUUUUGUAAUCCAAUUUUUUUUUUUCUUUGAAAGAAGGGCUUAUAUGAUAUAAGACAACCGAUUCGUUCACAAAUCCAUAAUUAAAUUGAAUCUAAAAAGCCAUAUACUACGGAUUUGGGUAGAAUAAUAAAAAGCUCACUU
Messenger RNA from Arabidopsis thaliana (thale cress), 641 nucleotides. RefSeq names its product taximin. The transcript is spliced from 2 exons. Bases 201 to 422 code for a protein of 73 amino acids. Gene Ontology annotation, cellular component: extracellular region. NCBI's taxonomy places the organism in Eukaryota, Viridiplantae, Streptophyta, Magnoliopsida, Brassicales, Brassicaceae. The record is from RefSeq and is marked reviewed.